Messenger RNA from Rhizoctonia solani, 729 nucleotides. RefSeq lists its product as uncharacterized. Gene Ontology annotation, biological process: mitochondrial respiratory chain complex IV assembly; protein insertion into mitochondrial inner membrane from matrix. The record is from RefSeq and is a predicted model, not a curated record. Bases 1 to 729 code for a protein of 242 amino acids. Gene Ontology annotation, molecular function: membrane insertase activity. Gene Ontology annotation, cellular component: mitochondrial inner membrane. The transcript is spliced from 3 exons. Lineage: Eukaryota; Fungi; Basidiomycota; Agaricomycetes; Cantharellales; Ceratobasidiaceae.
AUGUUCGCUCGCACCGUUCUGCAUGCGAGGUCAAGUCAGUUUAGAAACCCCCGCAUAUACAAACAUGCUACACUUCAGCGUCGUCAACUCUCCAUUUUAGAGCCCCUCGCCUCUGGAAUAAUAGAGACGGGCCAUAUUAUCUCAUCCUUACCCUUGCCCGCAUCAGUACCUCACUACUCGUGUGCGAUCAUCGGAAUAACCCUUGCACUAAGAAUGGGCAUAACUCUGCCCAUGGCCCUUUGGAGUAGGGCACGGGCAUUUCGUCGUGAACAUCUCGUCGGUCCCGCACUUAAAGCAUGGCGCGAGAAGGCCAAGGUCGAGGUCGGAAAGGCGUUUGCGCGAGACCGUAAACCGUAUGAAGAGUACAAAGAAGAGAUGGGUCGUCUGCAAGUGGCCAAAAUCAAGGAGCUAAACAAGAUUCACCGUUGCUCUCCUAUUCCCACGAUGAUAUUACCAUUUGCAGUUCAUGCGCCUCUGUUUAUCAUGGCGACCGCGUCAUUUAGACAUGCAGCACUCAUGUCAUACGCACCCGUGAAUCCGCUCGCGUCCGAGUCGUUCUUAACUCUCCCUUCGUUGGCACAAGUAGACCCAACAGGAGUGCUUCCCAUUGCGAUCGGUCUUAUCAUGUUUUCUAACAUUGAGCUUGGUCGACUUUCUCGCCCUGCCAAAACCACCCCAAACCCGUUCCUACGGGCAGCUCUUCAAAUCCAACCGAGGAGAAAGCGUUGA